Cuscuta campestris is the source of this 1842-nucleotide messenger RNA. Lineage: Eukaryota; Viridiplantae; Streptophyta; Magnoliopsida; Solanales; Convolvulaceae. The record is from the annotation of a GenBank genome assembly.
CUACUCUAUAGAAACCAGAGAGUAUCGCUUUGUGGACCGCAAAAAACGGACAGCUCCCUCAUGCUCUAUCUGAAGUGAUAACAUGAUGGAUAAUCUGAGUUUUCCGAGGUUUGUAAUUGUCGACGUUCUUCUUGUUGAUGCGAUGUUUGGCAUUGAAAUAUAUAGGCAGAAGCUUCAACAAGCAAUUUCAGACGGAAAACUUAGUGAUGAAGGUGUGAAUUUCUUGGAGCGGUUACAGAUAAUGCUUUGCAUUCCCAAGCGAACCGUUGAAACAGUGCAUGCUGAAAUCUGCGGCGUUUUAUUUGAAAAUGUGGUGAAGGAAGCAAUUGCAGGAGGAGUGGAAUUGUCUGAUUCUGAAGUGAAGAAAUCUGUUAGAAAGGCAGCUUAUGGCUUACACUUAACUAAAGAGGCUGCGUUAACAAUUGCUAGUAAAGAAGUCCGGAAAAUGUUGAUAAAGUAUGUUCAGCAGGCCCAAGCAGCUGAAAACCGCACUGAAUCUGCAAAAAUAUUGAAAGAGUUGAUAUCAUUCAAUAGCUUGAUUGUCACUCGAUUGGUUCAAGAUAUUAAGGGGGAAGAAGAAUCAUCAUCAAAAUCUACACAUGAGAAGCAUCCGAUGAACGAUGAGGAUGAAGAGAAGCUACAACAUGAGGAAGAGGAAUGGGACUCUCUGCAAUCCCUUCCAAAAUUAAGAAAAGGCAUCCAAACCGAGAUAACCCUUAAAGGUGAUCUUCCGGAUAUGGACAGAACUGAACUGUACAAAACAUACUUGCAGUAUUGUCUAUCUGGAGACGUUACCAUGAUUCCUUUCGGUGGCCAAAUCACCACCGAACGGGAGAUCAUCAGCGUGCAUCGUGGCUUACGUGAAGAGGCUGGGAUUGAUAUCAACACUAUGAUCUCUGUGAGCUUACGUGAAAACCUUUUCCAAAAAACAGUGGAUGAUAUAUUUUCCUCUGUUAUUGGAGAGUUUGGUGAAGCAGAAGUGUAUGAGAACGUCCCUGCGGUGGCACUUCUAAGGAAGAGAAAACAGAAAGGAGUGGCUGUACCUACAGGUGAUUUGGCAGCUGCUGACAGUAAAGCAGUCUACCUUCAAAAUCUUUGUGAGGAAUUGCGCUUUCAUCCACAGAAAGCAAGUGAGAUGCAUGAAGAAAUAUAUAGGCAGAAGCUUCAACAAGCAAUUUCAGACGGAAAACUUAGUGAUGAAGGUGUGAAUUUCUUGGAGCGGUUACAGAUAAUGCUUUGCAUUCCCAAGCGAACCGUUGAAACAGUGCAUGCUGAAAUCUGCGGCGUUUUAUUUGAAAAUGUGGUGAAGGAAGCAAUUGCAGGAGGAGUGGAAUUGUCUGAUUCUGAAGUGAAGAAAUCUGUUAGAAAGGCAGCUUAUGGCUUACACUUAACUAAAGAGGCUGCGUUAACAAUUGCUAGUAAAGAAGUGGUGAAGGAAGCAAUUGCAGGAGGAGUGGAAUUGUCUGAUUCUGAAGUGAAGAAAUCUGUUAGAAAGGCAGCUUAUGGCUUACACUUAACUAAAGAGGCUGCGUUAACAAUUGCUAGUAAAGAACACGGGAGGAAGCGGAAGCGUGAGGGGACCCCGCUGCAUGGAGCGGGGGCCAAGGCCCUCGCGAGCGCUUGGCCCUCCGCCACCGCAGCCCCCUUCUAGGUCGCUACCAGAGGGGGGGAUGUUCACGCGGGCGCCGACGCUACAUUCAACGGGAAGAGCCUACCGAAGACAAUUUGUCGUUGCAUUCACGGUAAAAAAAAAAUUUAAGAACAAAAUGUAUUAAUAUCAAAUUUAUAUUUUUUGCUUACCAAAAAAAAAUUGUUUUCAGUCAAUCAAGGCGCAUGAGUACU